AUGGCAGGCAAGAAAGGAGCAGGCGAGAACUCCAAGAAGGCCGCUGGUAACGCCCGCAAGGCUGAAGCGGCCGCGGGCAAGAAGGCCGCCGAGGACGCGAAACGCGCCGCCGAGGAAGACAAGCAGUGGUCGAAGGGCGCGAAGAGCAACGCUAAGAAAGACGACGCCGAAUCCAAAAAAGCCGAAGCGGCCCGCAAAAAAGCCGAACGCGACGCCCUCCUCGCCGCCGAAGAAGCCUCCCAACCGAGCAAAGCCAAAGGCGCGAACGCGAAACAAGCCACCAAGAAGACGCGCGGCCUGGACCUAUCCCAGCUGGACGACAGCGGACCGGGAGCCAAGAAGGCGUCGGCGCUUAACGCUUCGGGUAUCGAUAAUGCGCUGGACGCCCUGAGCUUGACGAAUAAGGACACGUCGAAGAUUGACCGACACCCCGAGAGGCGGUAUAAGGCGGCGUAUGCGGCGUAUGAGGCGCGUCGGAUGCCGGAGGUUGAGGAGGAGCAUCCGGGUCUGCGGAGACAGCAGCGGAUUGAGCUGGUGAAGAAGGAGUUUGAGAAGAGUGAUGAGAAUCCGUUUAACCAGGUGCAUGUGGCGUUUGAUGCGUCGAGGGAGGAGGUGGCGAAUGUGAGGGAUGCGGAGAGGAAGAAGAUGGAGGCGAGGUUGGGGAAAUAA
Molecule: messenger RNA, 669 nt
Organism: Aspergillus melleus
Lineage: Eukaryota; Fungi; Ascomycota; Eurotiomycetes; Eurotiales; Aspergillaceae
Product: DUF1014 domain protein
Exons: 3
Coding region: 1-669 (222 amino acids)
Biological process (GO): transcription by RNA polymerase II
Cellular component (GO): nucleus
Molecular function (GO): transcription coactivator activity
Source: RefSeq, a predicted model, not a curated record